AGACGCGCUGUUCGUGAACUGAGUACAUAAGAUUAGAAGGGCUUUAGAAGAGCAUGUUUUGUAGGUGACGCCUACCAAACCCAAGUUAUACAAUAACCUGUGGGGUAUUAGAGAUCUAUGUAUUUGUGGUAUAGCUUAGUGUUUGUCAUGCUCAUCACAACCAACCAGCUUCACCUGUUACGAUGCCACGUUUCACCUUUCUGGAAUUCUGAGCACACGUUGUGUACCUGCUUGCUAAGGCUUGCCCAAAGGCUCAUCUGUUCUGACCAGGUUUCCUGCAUUUGCACCUGUUUCUGGGUUAUGAUCUGUGUGUGGAAUUAUGGCUCUAUGAAUAAAAUGAGCUGUGCAUUAAAGGAUAAAAACACAUUAACCUCUAUUGGAUUAAAACCUACAAAGAGAUAAAACAAUUCUCUGUCCUGGUCUGCUCAUCUUGCUCUUCCAGAACUGGGCUUAUUAAUGCUCAAAAGUUCAAACUUAUACACUCUGUCCCAUGCAAGCACAGGAAAGGCACAGGAAAGUCUGUCUGGUUAGGCUCACCUUUAUUUAUUGUGUUGCACUUUCCGAAGUUCUAAACUUCAUAUACGACUUUGAAAGACAGGAAAGGCCAAACGCCAGCUAGACCACAAUGCACCGAUUCAAAAAUGAACGAAUGUCAGACUACUUCCAGCUCAUGUCUGGGCUUCAAGAACUUGACUUCCAAGGGAAAGCGGUACCCAGUGACUUGGUGUUGAUAGGCAACCAUUCCUUCCCGUUGUCCAUGAACACAAGAGGUCAGGUCCUAAUGGCUGCAUCUCGCUACGGCCAAGGACGUAUAGUAGUCUUGGGUCAUGAGAAGUUCUUAACCCAUUUCCCAGGCUUGGUGGAGAAUGCAUUGGUUUGGCUCAUGCCCUCUAAUGGUAACAGCAACACAGUAGGCAUUCAUAAGAGUCUUAGUUCGCUUGUUGAAAACCUGUCUUAUUGUUCUUUGAAAACCAAGACCGGAGACUUCCAGAGCGAUUUUGCAGUCUAUGUCUCUGACGCCUACAGUGUGGAUGAGUGUGUGAAAGAUAUGGUGGCCUUUCUCAAAGCUGGAGGAGGCUUGCUGAUAGCAGGGCAAGCCUGGGGCUGGGCCAAGGACCACCCAGAGGAGAACACAUUACUCAGCUUCCCAGGGAAUAAGGUGUGCAGUGUGGCAGGAAUCUACUUCUCGGAACACAUGGGGGAGCUUGGCAAGUUUCCGGUGCCCACACAAAUUCCGGCAAACUGGCUUUCAGUGUCGAUAGGCAAAGACUUCAGACAUGACCUACGGGUCCUACUAGAGGGCGUUUCUGAGUUUGACAUUCAAGGUGGGGCCCUUCCAUCUGAGGUGAUGGUACACGGACCUUUGGCCUUUCCUAUUGGACUCACUCCAGAUGGUAGAGCCUUCAUUGCAGGGGCCUACUAUGGUCAGGGAAAAGUAAUUGUGGCUUCCCAUGAAGGAUACUUUGGUCUUGAUUCUCUGUCAACUUUUCUGAUCAAUGCUGUGCGCUGGCUCGACGAGGGCCGUAAUGGAGUCAUCGGUAUCUUACCACAGUUUCAAUAUAUCCAUCGCAUUCUGAGCGAAUCAGGGCUAAAGUGUGAGUUCACUGGCUUUAGGGAAGAUUUGAGCGUGUUUGUAUGCACCUCCUACAGUGAUGCUCAGUGUCAGGAGAUCCAGGAAUACGUUGCUGAAGGUAGUGGCCUCCUGAUAGGUGGCCAUGCUUGGUACUGGGCCCAGAGCAACCCUCACCGCAAUGUAAUGACAGAAUACCCCGGAAACAUCAUCUUGAGUAAGAUGGGCCUGUCACUUAUGGGAAACACCUUAAAGCCUGCUGUGUACAAGGCCCAGGAAGUGCCAAAACAUGGAAAAUCCACUACAUACCACUUCCGUAACUUGCUGAAGAGCUUUGCUAGUCAUGUGAUCAGCGGCCAGCAGCUAACACAGCAUGAGCAGGAGUAUCUGGAUAAGCUCAGGCAUGAUUGUGCAAAUUACCUGCAAAUGCAGGCCCACAACAAUGCUUCCUACACCUCUACGGUGGCACUCAUCACAGACAUGCUGAAACAGACUGGUGUGCCACAAGCGAGCCAUGCUUAUCCUGUGGAAAGUGCCAAGGACAAACUGAUGCUGCACAUGAGCACUGAGGUCUACAAGGUUUGCCCAAACCCGGAUGAGCUUCUGCCAAUCAUCAUCUCCAAUAUUCCCAAGCUGCCUGUUGUGUCCAAUGCCAGGGUCUGCAUUAGUGCCAACACUGCAGAUUGUGAAGAAUGGAUCAGCACAGGUCUGUAUCUUUCUCCUGGAAUGCGGACUUACGUUGCAGUACCCAAGGAAAUUAUGGGCAAAGGUUGGAAGCUGCAGAUUGGCUGUCAAACAGAUUAUUUAGGCAACGCCAACAGUCUGAGACGAGCCCCCGUUGUGCACGAGCGAUUCCCUCUAGAAGAACAGAUGCCUCUGGUCUGGAACCUCUGGGGAGGGCUCAUAUACCUGAUUGCACCUCCAUACACCAAGGUGGAGGCAGUGGAGGUGGUGCUACAGGAAGCCGUCAGAGCACCUUACUACAAAUCUGGAGAGACCAGCGUGGCAGACUGGGUCAACUCCAUCUGUGCUGCACCCGCCCCCUGGGCAGAACUGGAGUUUGAGAACGUCGUCAUCACCCUGCAGUCUGACGCCAUACGGCAGCUGGACCGUCCGGACAAGGUGGCAGAACUCUGGGACUCCAUCAUGAGGGGCGUGGCUGAUCUGGCCGCGAUACCCCCCAAGCUCCCCCGCAAGGAACGCUUUGUUGCUGACAUUCAGAUCUCAUGUGGCUUCAUGCAUGCCGGCUACCCCAUUAUGAUCCACUCCUACACUGCCCCAGAGAUGUUGAACGUGGAUGCAGCUCGCAAGUCUGGACUCUGGGGCUUCGUCCAUGAACUGGGCCACAACCAGCAGCGUGGCGUGUGGGAGUUCCCCCCGAACACCACAGAGUGCACUUGUAACCUGUGGUCUGUGUACGUGCACGAGGUGGUGCUAGGCAUCGACAGGGCACAGGCACAUGAGAACAUGUGUGCCGAUAGGCGGCAGGCUCGAGCCCAGAGCUACGCCACGAAUGGGAGACAACUGAAGCAGUGGGGCAUGUGGACAGCCCUGGAGACCUACAUGCAGCUGCAAGACGCAUUCGGCUGGGACGCCUUCAAGACGCUCUUUGCUGCCUACCACAACAUGAAUAACGUUCCAGGUGACAACGAUGGCAAAAUGAACCUGUACGCUGAAACAUUCUCCAGUGUGGUAAACAAGAACCUGGCCCCAUUCUUUAAAGCCUGGGGCUGGCCCAUCCAGGUCAGGACCGAGGAGAAGCUCUCCAGCCUGCCGGAGUGGAAGGACCACCCCAUGGCCCAGUAUGCUUGAUGUUAGCUGUACUAGCUCUGUUCUUGGUUUGAUGCCCUAAUGUGCCCAGCUGCACAGACUUCAGGUUAGUUUCACUGCACUGCUCAGAGUUUAGAGGAGGCCGAACGAACUCUGCUGCUCAUCCAGUUCUGCGUGUAAUGUCAUUAUUAUGAGCCUGUUACUGAUUUUAGGAGCGGUUUACAUUUUGGAAUGUUCAGAAGGCUCUCUACCCUACAUGAACUUAGUGAUAUUGUUAUUUGGUUGUUGUUAAUGGGUUUUCUAUUGCUGGUUUUCAUGUUAAAAUGAUUUAUAAUAGAACUACAUCUGUAGAAUUACAGAGGAAAUAACUGACAAAUUUGAUACAUGGGUUACUAAAGAAAAGACAAUCAUAUUUUUCAAUGUUCCUCUUUCUCUCCCUGGGUGUGUGGUUGUAUACACGCGACUGUGUCUUUUCAGUACCCUAAAUCUUACAUUAACUUCACUGAUUUUACAAAUUGUGAACAGUACACCACACGCACAACAAUGUAAUAGCUUUUUGGCGCAUGGUUAUGGAAACGUGUACUUAUGCUGCAGUGCUUAAAAAUAAAGUAUACAAUUUGA
This is a messenger RNA of Electrophorus electricus (electric eel), 3961 nucleotides long. RefSeq names its product TRPM8 channel-associated factor homolog. The record is from RefSeq and is a predicted model, not a curated record. NCBI's taxonomy places the organism in Eukaryota, Metazoa, Chordata, Actinopteri, Gymnotiformes, Gymnotidae. Gene Ontology annotation, molecular function: transmembrane transporter binding. Gene Ontology annotation, biological process: positive regulation of protein targeting to membrane. Gene Ontology annotation, cellular component: plasma membrane.